CGAAUCUCUUUUAGAUUAUUGUUUCACUCCAAGCAUUCAAAACAAAAGCAGGACAAGGACGAACCAGUUAUAAAAUGUUUAUUACAACGUAAAACCAAACUCAUAUGGAUACUCUAGUGAAUCUCCGCAAUAUGAUUCAGAACAUCCAGAACUUGUUGCAUGGACGAUCGUGUGGGCCUGUCCUCGGUGCAUUUUUGGAUGAGCGUGCCCAUACGCAAUCCUGCAAUCACAGGAUAAUCACGCUCAAGUCGAGGAUCAAUUAUUUCCGUAAACAAGAAAGGUCUAGGCCCCCUAACACCUAAGCUUUUAUUCUUCUUGAACUUUUUUGCUCCGUUUCUCAAAGCAAGUAAAUGCGCAAGCAAGUCCCCUUCUUUCGAGCAAGUAAAAAGCUCAAGCAAAAUCACACCAAAUGCGAAAACAUCGGUAUCCAUUUUAAAACCACCUACAUACGUUAUACAAAUUGUCAAACAUUUGAAAAUGGAAAUAUUGAUCACUAAAACAAGAGCUAAGAUUUAAAACACCAGACAUCCAUGAGGCAUGUAUAUAUGUCCUCUCUCAAGAAUCAAGCAAUUUUCCAGACAUUUUUUGUUUGUUGCAAGGUAAAACAAUUUUGCAUUGUGUUCCUGAUGAGAUCCAAAUUUAGGUAUUAGUUUCUAAGAUCAUUAUUAACAAAAAGAUAAAUAAAAAGGUUAUUACCUCGUCAAGCAUAAUGUUAUGCAUUCUGAGUUAUUAAUAGUUUGGUUUGGUUCAGAUAGUAAUACCAUAAAAUGUUAUUAAUAGUUCGGUAUGAACACGGUUCGGUUUGGUACGGAUAGUUUCAGAUUUGGUUUGGUUCAGAUAGUAAAACUAAAAACUAUAAAAUGUCCAAAAAGAUUCCAAGGCCCAUAAUGUUUUAGUUUUAAAAAAAAAUAUCCAAAAAAUUGGUUUUCAUUUAGUUUCAGUUUCGAUUCGAGUAGUUCGGGUAAUAUAUUAGUUAUUUAGGAUAAAAAUUUUAAAAAUUAUAAUAAUUUAGAUAAAUUUUUUUUGGAUAUUUCGGAUUACUUUAUAUAUUUCGGAUAAAAUUAUCCGGAUAUUUUCGGAUAAUUCAGAUACUUUAUAAUAAUUUAGUUAUUUUUGAAUAUUUUUAGAUAUUUUUAAUAGAUUUUUAAAUUAAAAAUAUAUAUUUAAUUAGGUUAUAUGUAUAUAUAACUAAUAUUUUUAUAUAUUAGGGUAUUCGUUUAGUUUCAGUUUGCUUCCAGUUUAGUUCAGUUUGAUUAUUUUAGGUAUAAAAAUAUAAAAAUCGUUCGGGUAUUUUAAAGUUUUGAUCUGAUUUUAAUUUUGGGUAUUUCGGUUCGUUUUUUAAGUGUUAUUUUUUUUUCCUAGAAAAUAAUCUGAAUUAGACACAUAAACAGAAAAAAAGAAACAAAGGCGUGGGACCCAAAAGUCUCCAUCUGCCACCUAACGUGCCGCACCGCCAAAUAUAACACACCAAUGUCGAUACUUCCUUAACGCGUUCACACUGCUUUCUUAGCUUCUCGGUACAAUCAUUUAAGAUCUUAAUAUUAUAAACUUGAACAAACAAAUAAAAUAAACAUUAUCCGGUUCGUAUAUAAGAUAUGUGUGUGAACAUCCACUCCACAAUAUAACAACGUUUAUAAAAUGCUGUUGACAAAAGUUAAACAAAAUAAUACUAAUAAAAGAGUGGUGGAGAGAAGACUCGUCUUUUCCCAAACCGAAUGUUACAUAUCUGAACGAGAGAAGACUCAUUCUUUUUAUCGUUUCUCAUCUCAGCAAUCAGCAUAGAUUAUCAAAACGGGAUAGUUGGGAACACAGUACGAUGAUAUCACAAACUAUCUGAAUCUAGAAAUAACGUAAACAAUACUGUUAUGUAGAGAUUAGAAAAUUGCAACUACCACUUACGAAAAUAGUUAGUUCACAUUGGCAAGUAGCAGAACAUAUGAAUUGAUAAUGGCAUCAACUUCUUUAAAGCAUUGUUUAGUAGCACGACAUAGUGAUUCAUGUAGCAAAGGGGAAGAACAUAGAUAUAUAGAUUUAUUAUUUAUUUAUUCACUAGACUAUUAUUUUGACAACUAAUUACUUUAGUUUUAAAUUUCCAACGGGCUUGUUUUUAAAUAUCUUUUACAUUUUUAAAACUACGAGUCUACACAAGUAAUUGCUUCAGUUUUUUUUUAAUUUUUUCUUUUUUUUUUGAAAACAGGUUUCACAUAGUUUGCUUUAAAAUUUGAAUCACCAAAAAAACAAUGCUUCUGCCUUUUUUCUGUAUAAACUAAUAUCUAAAACAACCAAAGAACGUAACAAAAGAAGAAUAAAAAUGAGUAAUACCAAUAAAUAAUAAAUAAAAUAUUGGAAAAGAAAAAGAGGUGGCGUACUAAAGUCAAACUUGCGUGUUCACACACACAUCCCACAAGUUUCAAAGUCUUGUCUGAGAUAAAUCUAUUUAUGAACCAAAGAAAAUAUAUCUUCUCUUCCAAUCCAGAGCGAAGACACUUUUGUCCGAAACAAAACUCACAAGCCUUACACGACGUCGAUGAAAGCCGCCUCCUCCGCCGUUUUCCGGAAAGGAACCAACGAAACCAGAGACGACGACGAGGAAGAAGAAAAAGAAGAAGUCUGUAAUGUCUUCGACGCCGAGGUAGAGAGCAAGACUCAAACGACGUCGUCCCACGAAACCAAAAACAACCUCAAGGGAUUCUUCACUUCCUUGCUCUUGAUGGAGGAGCACGAGAAGCAGAAUCACGAAGCUCAAAACGCCGCUUCCCGCCGCGAAAUGUCCGAGCUCCAGUCUAAUUACCGGAAACGAGCAAGAACCAUGUCCGAUCACUACUCCGAUCUCACCGAUCACUACGCCGACCCCGUUGAUAUCAGUCGGAAGAAGUCACGCGCCUCACGCGCCGCCGUCGCUUCCGUCUCCGCCGCUGUAACCGAGACAGAGGCGGAGGGGAGCGAGAUAACCGGAUCCGGUUCGGUUCACGGUACGGGUCAGCAGAGGCGGUUAUGGGUGAAGGAUCGAAGCCGAGCGUGGUGGGAAGAGUGUAACCGCUCGGACUAUCCGGAAGACGAUUUCAAAAAAGCGUUUCGGAUGUCCAAAUCCACGUUCGAGCUAAUCUGCGAGGAAUUAAACUCAGCGGUGGCGAAAGAAGAUACCGCGUUGCGAAACGCGAUUCCCGUGCGGCAGCGAGUCGCGGUUUGCGUUUGGAGGUUAGCCACGGGGGAGCCGCUCCGUCUCGUCUCCAAGAAGUUCGGUUUAGGAAUCUCCACGUGUCACAAGCUCGUCCUCGAGGUAUGUAAAGCGAUUAAAGAAGUUCUAAUGCCUAAGUACCUUCAGUGGCCUGAUGAUGAGUCGUUAAGAAACAUUAGAGAAACGUACGAAUCGAUCUCGGGUAUACCGAACGUUGUUGGGUCUAUGUACACGACUCACAUUCCGAUUAUAGCUCCUAAGAUCAGUGUAGCUUCUUAUUUCAACAAGAGGCAUACCGAGAGGAACCAGAAGACUUCGUACUCGAUCACAAUCCAAGCCGUUGUGAACCCAAACGGCGUUUUUACUGACUUGUGUAUAGGAUGGCCCGGGUCAAUGCCUGAUGAUAAGGUGUUGGAGAAGUCGUUGUUGUAUCAAAGAGCUAACAACGGAGGUCUUUUGAAAGGUUUGUGGGUCGCUGGUGGGGCGGGUCAUCCGUUGUUAGACUGGGUCUUGGUUCCUUACACGCAGCAGAAUUUGACUUGGACGCAGCACGCGUUUAACGAGAAGAUGAGCGAGGUGCAGAGAGUGGCUAAGGAAGCGUUUGGGAGGUUGAAAGGACGGUGGGCGUGUCUGCAGAAGCGGACUGAAGUGAAGCUGCAAGAUUUGCCGACGGUCUUGGGGGCGUGCUGUGUGUUACACAAUAUAUGUGAGAUCAGAGGGGAGAGGAUGGAGCCAGAGCUGAUGGUUGAAGUGGUUGAUGAUGAGGUUUUGCCUGAAAACGGGUUGAGAUCGGUUAAUGCGAUGAAGGCGAGAGAUAGUAUCUCACAUAAUCUAUUGCAUCAUGGACUCGCGGUUCGAUUGAUAAUAAUGGCUCGUUACUCAUCGGAAGAUGGGCACGCGCCAGCUAAUUCGACGGUGGUCGCCAUUGACAAAGACAAGAACAGUCACUACGCUGUUCGUUGGGCCGCCGAUCAUCUCUUCAACAUGAUCAACAACCCCAACAUGAUUCUUGUCCAUGUUCGUCUUAAAAAUUCUAACCAUGGAGACGAUGAAUUGAAUCAUCUUUUUGUUCCGUACAGAGGUUAUUGCGCGCGAAAAGGGAUUUCAAUGAUGGAGGUUAUUCUAGAAGAUUCCGACGUUGCGAGAGCAAUACUCGAUUACGUUAACAACAACCUUGUGAACAACAUCGUGGUGGGAUCAGCAUCAUCCUCCAAGAACCCAUUCGCUAGAUCUCUCAAGUUCACUAAAUCUCAUGACGUUGCUGCUUCCAUUCUCAAAUCAACGCCAGAGUUUUGUUCCAUCUACGUCAUCUCCAAAGGCAAAGUCCAGUCUUCACGAGCAGCUCAAAGACGUAUCACCAAUACACUUGUCCCACCUCGUGAACCAUCAUCCGCAUUUCAUCUCCAAAAUCUACCUGACCCUGACCAAGAUCCCUUACCUAGGGGACAGCGUAAUUCAAGAAACACAACUCCAGAGAGGUAUCAUAAUGAUAAUGGCUUCAAUGCCAUGAGGGAAAGGCGUAGAAGUGCUGCAAAUGGAUCAUUGGACUUUAAUUAUGAUUUUAAGCAGGCAAAUGGGCAAAGGAACCCUGUGGGACGUAACUCGUUUUCUGAUGAAUCGGAUGGUGGAUCUCUCAUGAUGGGUUCGGUUGAUCUAAGUGCUCAGAAUUAUGAUUUCAUUGGUGCAUCUGGCUCUUCUGAUGAAUCAGCUUCACAAUCAACUAGAGAUAUUGAAGCUGAGAUGAAAAGGUUAAAGCUUGAACUCAGGCAAACCAUGGACAUGUACAGCUCAGCUUGCAAAGAAGCACUUAAUGCAAAAAAGACGGCAAAUGAGCUUAAUAUGUGGAAAAAGGAAGAAGCUAGAAGAUUUGAGGAAGCUAGGAGUGCUGAAGAGGCAGCCCUAGCUGUUGCAGAGAUGGAGAAGGCCAAGUGCAAAGCUGCAAUGGAAGCAGCUGAGAAAGCACAGAGAAUGGCAGAGCUAGAAGGACAAAGAAGGAAGCAAGCAGAGAUGAAAGCAAGAAGAGAGUCUCAGGAGAAAGACCGUGCGCUUACUGCUUUGGGACAGAACGAUGUCCGGUACAGAAAAUACUCUAUAGAAGAGAUCGAAGAAGCUACCGACAGAUUCGCAAGCAACAUGAAAGUAGGAGAAGGAGGAUACGGACCGGUCUAUAAAGGCACACUUGAUCACACUCCUGUCGCUAUCAAAGUCUUGAGACCUGAUGCUGCUCAAGGAAAGAAACAGUUUCAACAAGAAGUCGAGGUUCUAAGUUGCAUAAGACACCCUCACAUGGUUCUUCUCCUCGGUGCGUGUCCUGAAUACGGAUGCUUGGUGUAUGAGUUUAUGGAGAAUGGGAGCUUAGAGGAUAGACUCUUCCGUAGAGGAAACUCGCCGCCUCUUUCUUGGAGGAAAAGGUUCCAAAUAGCGGCGGAGAUAGCCACCGCACUCUCCUUCCUUCACCAAACCAAGCCGGAGCCUCUCGUUCACCGUGACCUAAAACCUGCUAACAUACUCUUAGAUAGAAACUACGUGAGCAAGAUCAGUGACGUUGGACUAGCUCGGUUAGUCCCUGCUUCGGUGGCUAAUAACGUCACGCAAUACCACAUGACAUCUGCGGCAGGAACGUUUUGUUACAUAGACCCUGAGUACCAGCAAACGGGGAAGUUAACCACGAAGUCGGAUAUAUAUUCGCUAGGGAUAAUGCUGCUUCAGAUCAUCACUGCCAAGAAUCCUAUGGGUCUGGCUCAUCAUGUGUCGAGGGCUAUUGAGAAAGGAACUUUCAAGGAUAUGCUUGACCCGGUUGUGACUGAUUGGCCGGUUGAAGAAGCUAUAAAUUUUGCUAAGCUGUGUCUGAAAUGUUCAGAGCUAAGGAAGAGAGAUAGACCAGAUCUUGGAAAAGAUAUAGUUCCAGAGCUUGUCCGGUUAAGAAACUUGGGCUUGGACAAUGAGUCAGAUGCAUCACAUAUUAUGGGAAAAUCUAAUUCAAAAGAGAAACCACCUUCUUCCAAUUCUGCACAAAGUCCUCAAAUUGAUUUUGAGAGAGAAGAUCAGCUUACAUAUGACGAUCGUUUGAAAACCCCUGAAAGUCAUAGGGGCAAAAUAGUUAGUUUUUGUCAUGAAUGUAUACAUGAAUGUAAGUUGGUGGACAAACGUGUCUUCGCUUGUAGUAAUUUUAUUUGCCUUUGUUCACCCGAGAAACUUGACGACUAAAUAUUGUAAUGACUUUCAAACGAUUCAAUUAAAUAGAUGACUAUAUCAUACUCCUUCACCUCCCUGUUUUUGGACCAUGUACAUCUAUCAAUAUCUGGUUUUAAUUAAACUCUGUUUAAUCAAUGUGAAAGCAAGUUGUAUAUGAAAUGUUUAUGUGUCACAAUUUUGAUGUUAAUUAAGGGUGACAAACACUAAAAUACCACUAAUGAAAAUCAUAUGAAUAUUUUUAAUUUUAGUGGUAAUUUGUGUAAAUUACACAUGAAAUAAACGACUGGACAUUAGCCAAAUAGAUACACGAUCUUGUAUAUUUUUGAACGAAUAGGGGACGAACCCUAAUUGAUAAAAAUAUCCUUUACUUACAAGCGAUAAACUAUCCCCAUUAAUAUAACUAGCUAACUAAUCUAUAUUGUCUAUAAAAAAUGAAAUACAAACUCGCAGCACGACAUUCCCGAUCGUCACACAAGGUUCUCACAGUUUCCACAGUCCUCUCUUUCUUUCUUUUUAUCAGGUGAGAGUGUGUGUCAGACUUGAUUGGCCGCAUAAAUCGAGCAGAGGCAUUUGUUCAAGUCCAGCUGUAUUAUAUUA
Brassica rapa (field mustard) is the source of this 6970-nucleotide messenger RNA. RefSeq names its product U-box domain-containing protein 51. Gene Ontology annotation, molecular function: ATP binding; protein kinase activity. Lineage: Eukaryota; Viridiplantae; Streptophyta; Magnoliopsida; Brassicales; Brassicaceae. The record is from RefSeq and is a predicted model, not a curated record. Gene Ontology annotation, biological process: protein phosphorylation.